UCAGGGGUAAACAGCGUUGCAGGCCGAUACAGUACAAUUGAAUUACACAGUGACCAGUUCUUCAAACAUAUAAAAACAAGUAUUUGUUAAGUACUUGAGUAUUCUACUUUACUCCACUACAAUUAAUUAACUGGAAAUAAAAAAUCUAAAAUAUUGAAUUUGCAUAAUUAAACAUACACAUAUAUCUGAUAUAGCAACUCUUUUCUCCAAAAUGGCUCUUUGAGAAUUAUCUCACUUGUCAUAGUUAAGCUUUUAGUGACUGGUGUUGGUGACUCGAGCAGAGAUGGUUUAUGAGGAAAUGCUGCAGCUGAACACUGACCUGGACUUUGCUUUUGUUUUAUGGCUCUGAGCUGCUGAUAUGUUGACGCCCAGUGAUCACUUUUGUUUGCUCGGGUCUGCGGUCGCCUCAGUCUUUGUCUCUGGAGGCAGUGGAUUUAUUUGGUGGCGCUCAGUUCUUCUAAGAGAUGUCUAGGUACCACAAGGCAGCGAUCGAUGGCUACUUGGACCUUUUGAAGGAGGCCACAAGGAGGGACCUGAACACUGCGGACGAAGAUGGCAUGACUCCCACCCUGCUGGCUGCCUUCCACGGACAUGUCGAUGCUCUUCAGCUCAUAUGCAGCAGAGAAGGAGACCCCAACAGGAGCGACAUCUGGGGAAACACUCCACUGCACCAUGCUGCAGCCAAUGGCCACAUGCACAUCCUCAGCUUUCUGGUCAACUUUGGUGCCAACCUUUUCGCACUGGACAGUGAAUUCCACACAGCCAUGGACGUUGCCGCUUCUCGUGACCGCAUGGACUGUGUGCGUUUCCUAGACGCCUCAGCCUCACAGCAGACCAACCAAAACCCCAAGAAGGUUGCCACUCUAAAGAAGGAAGCCAUUAAGGAGGCGGAGAAACGAGUGAAACUCUGCGAGAAGGUGAAGAAGAAACACCAGAGCAAGAUGGAGAAGAUGCAGCGAGGAGCAGGCAACACCGGGUCUGUGUCAGAGGCCAGCAUGGCAUCGUCUUUCUCAAACAGUGGCAGCAUGUCGGGCCCCAGUGAACAGUUCUCCGAGCUUAUUAAGGUUAAUUCAGGCUCUAUUUCAGCCAGGGUCAAAGGCACCCUCCAGAGGAAGCUUGGGAAGAAAGAGAAAGGGACAGUGCAGAGAUCAGGAGGAGAUGGGAACGUCAUCUUCCUCAAGCCGGAGAACGGAGCAUCUGAGAAUCCUGAUUUUCUGGGUGUCUUCAGCGAGGAGGAUGAAAACAUAUCCGAUGAAGAAGGACUGGGAGGAUUUGAAGAUGAUUACAGUGAAGAAUCAGGCCAAGUCAAACAGUCCAUCUUCAACCGGCCCGGGCUCGGAGGUCUGACUUUCAUGAAGAAGAUGGGGCUGGAGUCCGAUGACCUGCCCAGCGGGAACAAUGAAAACCUUGGCUACCUCAUUCAGACCAAGCAGUACGAGGAGGAGGAAGAUGCGGGUGGCUUCGAGGGGAUGGGUGACACGGAUCUGCCCUGGGAACAGGAAAAUCUGGGCCUUGACGAUGAUGAAGAUGAUGAAACUUCUCCUCUGGAUGCGUUCUUGACUGCCAUGUCCUUGCCAGAGUUUGCCCCCGCCUUCAACCGAGAGCAGCUGGACCUGGAGGCGCUCAUGCUUUGCUCUGAUGACGACCUGAAAGGCAUUCGCAUCCAACUCGGACCCAGGAAGAAGAUCCUGGAAGCGGUUGCUCGCAGAAAGAAUGCCCUGGAGACUCCAGGCAUCAUGAAGGACAGCUGCUUGUGAUCCAAUAAAACAUGAACAGUGAUUUAUGUUUAUGUUUGAAACUUAAAGAGAGACAUUAUUUUUAAUUUUCUAUAUAAGACAAAGAUGAUUCAGCAAACUGUUUCCCUAAAAGCACUUCACAAAUUCAACAGUAAUCAAAUUUAUAUAGUUAUUUAAAGAGUAUUCUUGAUACAAACAACAUGUCAAGAUGGUUUGUUAUCUGGUUUUAAGGGAGAAGAAAACUGUCAUUAUUUAAAACAAAAAAAUCCAAAAUAAUAUAUCUCUGAUGUAAUGUUCUCUGAAGCAAAUACUGUGUGUGUGUUGGAUAAAUAAAACUCAAUGUGUAUUUAAAUAACACAGACUCACAUUAUGGCAACAAAAAAAAAAAAAAUCCUAGUGUGGCCAAGGUAAUGUACACACAACAAAUUUGAAUUCACAUGAAAUCACAAGCAUAAAUUGACACUGCUUGCCCAGACAAGACUAAAGGCCAUGCCAUGGUGCCAGUUUAUUUAUUACUCAACAUAUUUACUUUGUAUAUGUUCCCUUUCAUUUAGAUAUAUGGUGGAUGGUCUUACUUGUAAUUAUUUUCCUAAAAACAAAUUAAAAACAAUUUCAAAAUUGUA
Pleuronectes platessa (European plaice) is the source of this 2359-nucleotide messenger RNA. It is a transcript of the gene anks4b, whose product is annotated as ankyrin repeat and sterile alpha motif domain containing 4B. The record is from RefSeq and is a predicted model, not a curated record. Gene Ontology annotation, molecular function: protein binding. NCBI's taxonomy places the organism in Eukaryota, Metazoa, Chordata, Actinopteri, Pleuronectiformes, Pleuronectidae. The coding region runs from base 465 to 1757 and encodes 430 amino acids. The transcript has 2 exons.